This is a messenger RNA of Huiozyma naganishii CBS 8797, 2091 nucleotides long. RefSeq names its product ribosome biosynthesis protein ENP2 (gene ENP2). Bases 1 to 2091 code for a protein of 696 amino acids. Gene Ontology annotation, cellular component: 90S preribosome; small-subunit processome; nucleus. Lineage: Eukaryota; Fungi; Ascomycota; Saccharomycetes; Saccharomycetales; Saccharomycetaceae. Gene Ontology annotation, molecular function: protein binding. The transcript has a single exon. Gene Ontology annotation, biological process: maturation of SSU-rRNA from tricistronic rRNA transcript (SSU-rRNA, 5.8S rRNA, LSU-rRNA). The record is from RefSeq and is a predicted model, not a curated record.
AUGGUAUUGAAAUCUACAUCUGCCAGUGACGUUUCUGUGUACCAAGUUUCUGGUACGAAUGUAUCCCGUUCUCUACCGGAGUGGGUAGCUAGAAGACGGAAGAGAUCGUUGAAGAAUGAUUUGGAUUAUCAGAAUAGAGUGGAACUGAUCCAAGAUUUCGAAUUUUCGGAAGCAUCUAACAAGAUUAAAGUCACUCCUGAUCAGCAGUUUGUGAUGGCCACUGGGACUUACAAACCUCAGAUCCACUUGUACGAUUUUGACAAUUUGUCGCUGAAAUUCGAUAGGCAUACCGACUCUGAAAAUGUCGACUUUCUUAUCCUUUCAGACGACUGGACCAAAAGUGUCCAUUUGCAAAACGACAGGUCAAUCCAAUUUCAAAACAGAGGUGGGCUUCACUACACUACGCGUAUACCCAAGUUCGGAAGGUCCAUAAAUUACAACAAGGUUAGUUGUGAUUUGUAUGUGGGUGCCAGCGGCAGUGAGCUUUACAGACUGAAUUUAGAACAAGGUAGAUUUCUAAACCCUUUCAAAUUAGAUUCGGAAGGUGUCAACAACGUUGAAGUCAACGAUGUGAACGGGCUGGUUGCCGUUUCGAUGGAAAAUAGCGUCGUAGAAUUCUGGGAUCCUAGAGCUCGUGCUCGGGUGUCUAAACUCCAGUUGGAAAACCAACUGGACAAUUCUCCAUUUCAAGUCACGACGUCGAACUUCCGUAAAGACGGGUUGAAUUUUGCGUGUGGUACCUCCAACGGUUACGUCUAUCUUUACGACCUACGUGCCUCUGAACCGGCUAUGGUUAAGGAUCAAGGUUACGGUUUUGAUAUCAAGAAAGUCAUAUGGUUAGAUACGGUGAAUGAGGAGAACAAAAUUCUGACGUGUGACAAACGUAUUGCCAAGAUUUGGGACAGGGUGGAUGGAUCCGCAUACGCAUCUAUGGAACCAAGUGUAGAUAUCAACGAUAUCGAACACGUCAAAGGUACCGGUAUGUUUUUCACAGCAAAUGAGGGGAUUCCAAUGCAUACAUAUUACAUUCCAAACCUGGGUCCUUCCCCACGUUGGUGUUCGUUCUUGGAUUCCAUUACCGAAGAAUUGGAGGAAAAACCAAGUGACUCCGUUUAUUCGAACUACAGAUUUAUCACUCGUAAGGAUGUUGCUAAAUUAAACCUGAACCAUUUGGUUGGUUCUAAGGUACUAAGGGCGUACAUGCACGGUUUUUUCAUCAAUACAGAACUGUAUGAUAAGGUUGCCUUGAUUGCCAACCCUGAUGCAUACAAAGAUGAAAGAGAAAGAGAGAUCAGGCGCAGGAUUGAAAAGGAGAGAGAAUCAAGAAUUAGAACCUCUGGUGCGGUGCAAAAACCUAAAAUUAAAAUUAAUCAAAACUUGGUCGACAAAUUGUCGACGAAACGUGGUGAUUCCAUGGCGAGUAAAGUGGUUACGGACGAUCGUUUCAAGGAGAUGUUCGAGGAUGAAGAUUUCCAAGUUGACGAAGAGUCUUAUGAUUACAGACAACUAAACCCAGUGAAGUCGACCAAUGAAACAGAUGAGGGUGCCGCUAAGCGUAUCAGAGCUCUGACUGCUGCUGAAGAAUCUGACGAAGAAAGAAUCGCCUCGAAAGAAGAUGGCCACCACAGUGAGAGUAGCGAAGAAGAAAGUGACAGCGAGGAUGAAAGUUCGCAGGACAACCGCGAAGAAGUGGACGAACAAACUAAGAAGAAAAUACAAAAGCAGAUGGCGGCCAUUGAAAGAAGAAAGGAGGAGAGGAAGCAGAGCGAAAAUUUCAUGAACCAGUUCAGUGUCGAACGUAGCGGAGACGACAGAUAUAGUGAAAAGGACGUCACAUUCGGACAAAAGGUUAGCGAACUAAACAAGGAUGCGAAGUCCAAAAGAGACGACAACUCGGUUCUACACCGCAACCAUAAGGGUGAAGCUGAACUAACGUUCAUCCCGAAGAAGGCGGAAAAGAAACCAAAACAGAGGAGACAAGCGGACGGGGAAGACGACGAUGAUGAUGUGGAUACGCGAGAUAACGGUAGAACCAAACAGCGUUUCCAGGGAAGAAGAACUGCAUCGAAAAACACCUUCAGAGGGUUAUAA